UCUGAGUGACCUUUGUAAUCAAAUUCAGGAUUCUCAAGGCUUAUAAUACAGUUCAGUGAAUCUACUGUAAGCAGUGCUAGUUAUUCCCUUGGUCUUGUAAAUGAUUCGUGCAAUCCUUGUCAUUAACAAUCAUGGAAAACCAAGACUAAUAAAAUUUUAUGAGCACUACAGUGAAGAUGAACAACAAAAAAUUGUCAAAGAAGUUUUUAAUCUUGUUUCUCGAAGAGAUGAUGAUGUUUGCAAUUUUCUAGAAGGUGUCACGCUAGUAGGUGGUGGUCAAGAUUAUCGAUUAAUUUAUCGACAUUAUGCAACAUUAUAUUUUGUAUUCUGUGUUGAUUCAUCAGAAAGUGAACUUGGAAUGUUAGAUUUAAUUCAAGUAUUCGUUGAAGCUUUGGAUAAGUGUUUUGAAAAUGUUUGUGAACUUGAUCUGAUAUUUCAUGUGGAUAAGGUACAUUAUAUACUGAAUGAACUUGUACUUGGUGGAAUGGUUUUAGAGACGCAUAUAAAUGAAAUUACACAUAGAUAUGAAGAACAACAAAAGUUAGAAAAACAAGAGUCCGGAUUAUCUGGUGCACCAGCUCGUGCUGUUUCAGCAAUGCGUGAUUUGAAUCUUCAUCAGAAAUUCAAAGAAAUUCGCUUUCCAGAUUUACAGUCACUACAAAGUAGACUAUCACGAUAAUAUUGUGUUUGUGAUGUUUUGGCGUUCUUCAAUUGACUGAUUACUUCAUUUAUCAUUAUUUCAAAAACCUAGUCGUUUAUUCUUCUAUUUUAUCAGGAAAAUACAUUUUCUUCACUUCCUUUUGUCUGCUUGUUUCUGUUUAUGUAUUUUUGUUAUGUAAUAUAACAAUGUUUUGUGAAGUGAA
Molecule: messenger RNA, 863 nt
Organism: Heterobilharzia americana
Lineage: Eukaryota; Metazoa; Platyhelminthes; Trematoda; Strigeidida; Schistosomatidae
Source: the annotation of a GenBank genome assembly